AUGUCGUGGAAGAGGAACUACUUUGCAUCUGGUGGCGGAGCGGGAGGCGGGGUGCAGGGGCUGGUGACCCCGAGAACCAUGACCUCUAUUGCACCCAGCAAAGGCCUGAGCAACGAGCCGGGACAGAACAGCUGCUUCCUCAACAGCGCUCUGCAGGUUUUGUGGCAUCUUGACAUCUUUCGCCGGAGCUUUCGACAGCUGACCACACACAAGUGCAUGGAGGACUCGUGUAUCUUCUGCGCUUUAAAGAGUAUCUUUGCUCAGUUCCAGUUCAGCAGUGAGCGUGUGCUGCCAUCAGAUGCACUGCGGAGCGCUCUGGCCAAGACUUUCCAAGACGAGCAACGCUUUCAGCUGGGCAUCAUGGACGACGCUGCCGAGUGCUUUGAGAAUCUCCUGAUGCGUAUCCACUUCCACAUCAGUGCGGAGAGCAGAGAGGACAUCUGCACAGCCAAACACUGCAUACCACACCAGAAGUUUGCCAUGACUCUGUUCGAACAGUGUGUGUGUAACAGCUGUGGAGCCACAUCAGACCCCCUGCCCUUCAUUCAGAUGGUUCAUUACAUCUCCACUACAUCCCUCUGCAGUAACCAGGCAGUGAGGAUGCUGGAGUGCAGAGAGAAACCCACGCCGGACAUGUUUGGAGAACUGCUCCGCAACGCGAGCAACAUGGGAGACCUGCGCAACUGCCCUAGUAACUGUGGGGAGGUGUUGCGUAUCCGCCGGGUGCUGAUGAACUCACCGGAGAUUGUGUCCAUCGGGCUGGUGUGGGAUUCAGACCACUCUGACCUGGCGGAGGACGUCAUACACAGCCUGGGGACCUGCCUUCGUCUGGGAGAUUUGUUCUACCGUGUGACAGAGGAGAGGGCUCGCCAGGCGGAGCUCUACUUGGUGGGCAUGGUGUGCUACUACGGCAAGCACUACUCCACCUUCUUCUUCCAGACCAAGAUACGCAAGUGGAUGUACUUCGACGACGCCCACGUCAAAGAGAUCGGCCCUAAGUGGAAGGACGUGGUGUCUCGCUGUAUCAAAGGCCACUAUCAGCCCCUGCUGCUGCUCUACGCUGACCCCCGUGGGACACCGGUGAUACUGCAGGAGAGCCCCAACCCCUGUACUAGCUCCAACCCGCAGCUGGAGCUCCAGCACUGCAGCAGCAAGGCUGGUUACGACAGCGAAGACUCCGGUCGUGAACCGUCCAUAUCCAGCGACACUCGUACGGACUCUUCAACGGACAGCUCGAGUCACCGCGCCUCCCGAAGCCGAUCCCUUCACCAGUCCACGGGCAGCCACCUCUCCAGUGAAUCCCAGACCACGGUGGUCUGUAAUUACGACAUCGGCACACCACCGCACAGUGCUGACGCCAGAGGUAAUGCUGAAGUCCAGGAGCAAAAGUCAGCGGUGGAGGGUCCUCCCCGCCCUCCCUCUCCUCCCCUGCAGGAGUACAAGGAGACAGCCGUCUUUCUCCUCUCCUCCCGCCGGCCUCUCACCUCCUCCUCCUCCUCCUCUCGUCCCCUGUCCUCCUCCUCUUCGUCAGGAGUAGGGGGCUGCGAGGGUGGGGCUGGGGGCCCCCACUGGGAGGAUGAAAGCACCAGCAGUGAGAGCAAGUCCAGUUCCUCUGGAGGCCGCUACAGGCCAACCUGGAGGCCCAGGAGAGAGGCCCUGAACAUCGACAGCAUCUUCACUCGCCAGCGAGGCUCCACCCUGCCUGGUCCCUCUCUCCCUCCGGAGCCCCAGGACUCCCUCCCUUUGGCGGGACCCGCUCUACCCACACAGCCAGGCCUUCAAGAGGUGGAAGGGAGGGAGAUCGGGGAGUUGGAGGCAGGGUUUGGGCUGGUCGGGCAGCCCAGGUCUCUGGGCAGCGGGCGGACGAUGGGUCCCCCUGCCCCUCCACCUCUGAGAGGGGUGGAGCACCAGCCACGUCUGAUUCAGAGGAUGGAGAGUGGCUACGAGAGCAGUGAGAGGAACAGCAGCAGUCCCGACAGGGAGGUGGGUCAACAGAAACGGGUGCUGAUGUCAGGGCCUUCAUGGCGUUCGGUGCCCAAGUCAAAGAGCAGCGGUGCCAUCCUGCAGGAGCUGCCCUCACCCAGCUGGGGUAGCAGCACCAACACAGGCUCAGGGCGCAGUGAGCUGGAUGAGCUGCAGGAGGAGGUGGCGAGGAGAGCCCGGCAGCAGGAGCAGCAGAAGCGGAGGGAGGCCGAGCGGGAGGCGGCCAUGGGAUUCAACCCCAAACCCAGCAAAUUCAUGGACCUGGACCAGCUCCAACACCAGGUGAACAGCCUGGCCCGGUCCAAGUACUGCUGACGCCCAAUCAGGAGGAGGAAGAGGACCAGGCAACGCCCAACCAGGACGCUGCUCUGUGUCCGGAC
Toxotes jaculatrix (banded archerfish) is the source of this 2363-nucleotide messenger RNA. Its product is annotated as inactive ubiquitin carboxyl-terminal hydrolase 54-like. Gene Ontology annotation, molecular function: cysteine-type deubiquitinase activity. The transcript is spliced from 16 exons. Gene Ontology annotation, biological process: protein deubiquitination. The record is from RefSeq and is a predicted model, not a curated record. The coding region runs from base 1 to 2298 and encodes 765 amino acids. Lineage: Eukaryota; Metazoa; Chordata; Actinopteri; Toxotidae.